AUCAUCCUGUGGGGUCGAACUGAGAAAUGCCUGAAGGAGACCACAGAGGAAAUCAGGAUGAUGGGGACAGAAUGCCAUUACUUCAUUUGCGAUGUAGGAAAUCGAGAGGAGGUCUAUCGGCAAGCCAAAGCUGUGCGGGAAAAGGUGGGUGAUAUCACUAUCCUGGUGAACAAUGCUGCUGUGGUCCAUGGUAAGAGCCUGAUGGACAGCGAUGAUGAUGCACUGCUCAAAUCACAACAUAUAAACACCCUGGGACAGUUCUGGACCACCAAAGCAUUCCUACCAAGGAUGCUGGAGUUACAGAAUGGACACAUUGUUUGCCUGAACUCUGUCCUGGCCUUGUCAGCCAUCCCCGGUGCCAUUGACUACUGCACCUCCAAAGCCUCGUCCUUCGCCUUUAUGGAGAGCCUGACCUUGGGGCUGCUAGACUGCCCUGGAGUGAAUGCCACUACAGUGCUGCCCUUCCACACGAGCACAGAGAUGUUUCAGGGCAUGAGAAUCAGGUUCCCUAAUCUUUUUCCUCCUCUCAAGCCAGAGACAGUGGCUAGGAGGACAGUAGAAGCCGUUCAGAUGAAUCAAGCCCUCCUGCUCCUUCCAUGGACAAUGCAUGUUCUUGUCAUCCUAAAAAGCAUUCUCCCUCAGGCAGCACUUGAAGAAAUCCACAAGUUUUCUGGAAGCUACACCUGCAUGAACACUUUUAAAGGACGAACAUAGACUUGAUGGUGCAAGGACUGUUCUUCAGUGAAACCAACACAAGCAUGCAAAUCCUGACAAGACUGUGAAUCAGCAGUCUUGGCUUUUAGCCUGUUCAUGUGACUUGCACUGCUCUGAGGCAACACAUUUCUUGCAGGUCAUAUCCAUAGUAACAUGACCUUUGCACAGGAUUGAAUGACUAGGCUGUGGACCCUUGGAAAGAAAAACGAAAAGUGUGAAAUGUUUAUAUGAUGUUUAAUUCUUUAGAGUUCAAUUGUUAAAUCUACUCAUAGUUUUAAGAUGUAAUUUUUGUUUCUAAAGUGUCUGUAAGCUGUCUCAACUGAGAGGCAGCAUGUUACACCCCGUACUUUAUCCCCUCUCUUCAGAGGAACUGCAAUUACAAACUGCUACUGGUUUCAUUUCAGCUUUUUGAAUGGGGAACUUAAAAAAUACUUUGAAGAACUAGAAGUUAUGGACACUGAAUGGAAGCUUCCUUUCCUUCCUUCACUUCACAACUGUUGAUGAAGCUGUUCCCAACCCGCAUCAGGGAAAAAGCUAACUGUGGAGCCAUGUUUUCUUUGUCAAAGGCCACCCAGGACUUCUGUAAGGACUGUGCUGGGCCCAAGAGAGCUGUCUUACUUCACCUGUGAAGGCUGGAGAGGAAUGCUCAGUCAGAAGAGCAGACAGUUUGAAUAGUGGAAGAUUCUUUCUGUCACUGAACUUACAUAUGAAAUUUAAUUGUCUUUCUGAAUAUUUUUGUUCAUUUAUGAUAAAAUAUAUAUAUAUUUUUAGCAUUAAUCCCAGAUUGCCACGCAUGUAGGCAGCAUCACAUUGGGGAUGAACUAAAUCUAGAACUAAAACUAGAGCCUGCUUGUACAAACAUACGUUCACUGACAUAAACCAUGCAGAAGAAAAUCCAUUGUAUCAAUCUGCACAGUGAAGUAAGUGGAAUAAUGCUCUAAAAAUAGAAGAGACGGUACUGUAGUGCUCCUGAAAUGUGACAUUUGGAAGCACAGUUAGCAAAGACCUGAUUAAAUGCACGUUGAAU
This is a messenger RNA of Pelecanus crispus (Dalmatian pelican), 1741 nucleotides long. The record is from RefSeq and is a predicted model, not a curated record. NCBI's taxonomy places the organism in Eukaryota, Metazoa, Chordata, Aves, Pelecaniformes, Pelecanidae.